AUGGCGUGCGCAGACCCCGCCCCGCCGCCGCCCGCGCCCGAAACCGAAAUCGACGCACUAACGCCCGCCGGCCCCACCCCACCCCACCCCCGAGCACCUGCUCCGGCACGCACGCGCACACCAUCGCCCUCUCCACUCUCACCCACACUAGCCACGUCCCGCACGGCCUCCUCGCGCGCGAGCUACAGCCGCGCUUCGCCGGCAACACCGCCCCCAUUACCGGCUAGGCGCCCUGCCAUCCUCGACCGCGCCAUGACCCUCGCGCUCGCGCACGACAUCCGCGCCACCGAUAUGAGCUACACCCCGUACCCGUCGCCCCCCCGCAUGCCCGCCGACCGCGACCCUGGGGCGCGGAGGAGAUGCAUCGUCGGGACGUGGGUUGCGGGGAUGAAGCCGGCGCAUGGAGCGGCGGUGGCCACGGUGCGUGGGGGGAGGGUGGAGCGGAUGCUGGUGGAUAUUGCCAGGGAGAGAAGCGGCGAGGUGCCGAGGGGUGGGAAUGUGGAGGAGACGAUGGAGCUGUUGAUGGACCGUGGCCCAAGACCGAUAGCUCCCUGGGAUGCGUACGUUCGGCCAGAGGACUAG
Morchella importuna is the source of this 582-nucleotide messenger RNA. RefSeq lists its product as uncharacterized. The transcript has 2 exons. The record is from RefSeq and is a predicted model, not a curated record. NCBI's taxonomy places the organism in Eukaryota, Fungi, Ascomycota, Pezizomycetes, Pezizales, Morchellaceae. Bases 1 to 582 code for a protein of 193 amino acids.